Jatropha curcas is the source of this 1087-nucleotide messenger RNA. RefSeq names its product N-terminal nucleophile aminohydrolases (Ntn hydrolases) superfamily protein (gene PBF1). The record is from RefSeq and is a predicted model, not a curated record. NCBI's taxonomy places the organism in Eukaryota, Viridiplantae, Streptophyta, Magnoliopsida, Malpighiales, Euphorbiaceae. Gene Ontology annotation, cellular component: proteasome core complex; nucleus; cytoplasm.
UGUUUGGUUUCUUGAUGGCAAAGACAGGCGAGAUCCAGUGAAAUAUAAACGAGGAGGUACACCUUGAAGCUUCAAUUGGAUUCUGCAAUUUAUUUGCCCUAAAUUUCAUCCCUGCAAUUUGAUCUCCAUUUUCGUUGAUACACCAUGACUAAGCAACACGCUAACUGGUCUCCGUACGAUAACAAUGGAGGAUCUUGUGUCGCAAUUGCUGGCGCCAAUUACUGCGUCAUUGCUGCCGACACUCGAAUGUCCACUGGCUACAGUAUUCUCACCCGCGAGUACUCCAAAAUCUGUAAACUAGCGGAAAAAUCUAUAAUGGCAUCUUCUGGCUUUCAAGCUGAUGUAAAAGCCCUACAAAAGCAUUUGGCAGCUAGGCACUUGAUUUAUCAACAUCAACACAACAAGCAAAUGAGCUGCCCUGCCAUGGCUCAACUACUCUCCAACACAUUAUACUACAAACGCUUUUUCCCUUAUUAUGCUUUUAAUGUUCUGGGCGGUCUUGACAGUGAAGGAAAGGGCUGUGUUUACACUUAUGACGCUGUUGGUUCAUACGAGAGGGUUGGAUAUAGUGCCCAGGGUAGCGGUUCUACUCUUAUCAUGCCUUUUCUGGAUAACCAACUGAAGUCACCCAGCCCGCUUUUAUUACCUGCCCAAGAUGCUGUAACUCCACUUUCAGAAGUGGAAGCUGUUGAUUUGGUCAAAACUGUUUUUGCAUCUGCAACUGAGAGGGAUAUAUACACUGGAGACAAGCUUGAAAUUGUUAUUCUAAAUGCUGAUGGUAUUCGUCGCGAGUAUUUGGAACUCAGGAAAGAUUAAUCUGUCCAAAAAAGACUCCUUGAUGGUCUUGUUAUCAUGAGUUGGAGGAGGUACAUGGAUUAUGGCGCUCGUUGUGGUUGAUGUUUCUGCAAUCCUGUUUGAUCAAUGUAACUUUUAAAGCAGUCCAACUAGAACAAGUGCAUUUCGUAGUAUAGAUUUUCAAUGAUAAUAUGACGCAAUUCAGGUGUUUGAACUUACUUAAAUUGGCUGCUCUGAAAUAUUUGUUGUGGGUAUGGAUUUACAAAAUCAUGCAGUUUUUAUUUUUGCUCCA